Molecule: messenger RNA, 4301 nt
Organism: Monopterus albus (swamp eel)
Lineage: Eukaryota; Metazoa; Chordata; Actinopteri; Synbranchiformes; Synbranchidae
Product: nuclear receptor-binding protein 2
Exons: 18
Coding region: 635-2152 (505 amino acids)
Biological process (GO): protein phosphorylation
Molecular function (GO): ATP binding; protein kinase activity
Source: RefSeq, a predicted model, not a curated record
UACUGUGCGCAUGUCACGGAGACUUUACGGUAUUGAAUUCCGUCUCUGUGCGCGCCGUGCCUGGCAGCAGGAGCUGAUGGCCUUCAGAUCCGUAGACGCCGACAGUGACGCGUGUGGAAGAUGGUAGAAAAAUCAACUCCCCCACAUAAUUCAGACGAUCUCCGUGACGAGUUCUGGUCUCACUGGGAACGAUUUUGAUUCAGUGACCGAGUUUUUAGUCGCGUUUGAAACCGCGUUACUUCCGUGCGAAUGCAAAGAGCCUAAGCAGAAAACAAUUUCGCAACCUAUUUUGCAUGCGGCGUGCAGGACGCAUGAAGGAUGGGAUAUAUUUUCCACCCAUGUCAGGUCUUCCAGCUACUGUGCAAUGCAUAGCCCACAUUUCUAGGGUUAAUUUGCGUGGUUUUCCUAUUGACUGAGGAGUGGCUGUUUUCAGCAACAUCCAUUUUCUCUGCAAUAUGUUUUGAGCGCCAAUCAAGGGGCUGAGAGAGCGACAGGAGUCGUCGGGGGGCACUGCGCUGCGCAGACGAGCGGCGGACCGUCUCGUCUCCUCCACUGCAACAAAACACACAAGACAGGGGGAGGAAAGAAGGCGGCGAAGGUCUAGGGUGGAAAUUUGGAGAUAUACGGCUUUAAAAUGACGAUGUCUGUCCCGGAGAGGAAAUCAGGAUCUGAGGGGAAGGAGGAGGAGAGCGAGGAUGAGAGUGAAAUCCUGGAGGAGAGCCCAUGCGGCCGCUGGCAGAAACGCAAGGAGCAGGUCAGCCAAGGUAAUGUCCCAGGUGUGGAGAGUGCCUCUCUGGCCAUGGACACAGAGGAGGGUGUGGAGGUGGUGUGGAAUGAGGUGCUCUUCAAUGACAAGAAGGUCUUCAAAGCACAGGAGGAGAAGAUCAAGGAGAUGUUUGAAAACCUGAUGCAAGUUGAACACCCCAACAUUGUCAAGUUCCACAAGUACUGGCUGGACAUGAAGGAGAGCCAGGCUCGGGUUAUAUUUAUCACCGAAUACAUGUCGUCGGGCAGCCUCAAGCAGUUCCUGAAGAAAACUAAGAAGAAUCACAAGACCAUGAAUGUGAAGGCCUGGAAGAGGUGGUGCACCCAGAUUCUCUCUGCUCUCAGUUACCUGCACUCUUGUGACCCACCGAUAAUCCAUGGCAACCUGACAUGCGACACCAUCUUCAUCCAGCACAACGGCCUCAUCAAGAUUGGCUCAGUGUGGCAUCGGCUGUUUGUUAAUGUGUUCCCAGAUGCUGGUGUCCAUAGUAAAGGAAGGCAACACCGCGAUGAACAGAGGAAUCUCCACUUCUUUGCUCCAGAAUAUGGAGCUGGUGCAGACGAUUAUGCCAUAGACAUUUUCUCUUUUGGCAUCUGUGCUCUAGAGAUGGCAGUUCUAGAGAUACAGGCCAAUGGUGAUACUGCUGUGUCCAAAGAGGCCAUUGUCAAUGCAGGUCAAUCUCUGGAAGACCCUCUCAUGAGGGAGUUCACCCAGUCUUGUUUGCGUCAUGAAGCCAAGCUCCGUCCUACCGCUCACGACCUUCUGUUCCACCGAGUCUUGUUUGAGGUUCACUCCCUCAAACUGCUCGCCGCCCACUGCCUCAUCAAUAACCAGUACCUGCUUCCAGAGAACUGUGUGGAGGAGAAAACCAAGUCCUUUGACCCCAACGCGGUCAUGGCAGAGAUCAGACAUGAGGGCAGACCAGGAGUUCAGCUUAAAUAUUCCCAUGUGUCCCCUCUGGAGCUUGACAAGUUUCUGGAGGAUGUAAAGAAUGGGAUUUACCCCUUGAUGAACUUUGCCUCGACUCGACCUCAGCCUGUCCCUCGUGCCCUGUCUUUGUCUCAGGAACAGGUGGAGACGGUCAAGACACCAACUCCUGAACCGCAGGAGAUGGAAACAAGGAGGGUUGUUCAGAUACACUGCAAUUUGGAGUCGAAUGAAGAAGGGACAAAAACUCAUCUCUCUUUGUUUCUGAAGAUGGAUGAUAAACUUCAUAGGCAACUUAGCUGUGACAUCCUUCCAACUGACACUUCCAAAGAUCUUGCCAAUGAACUUGUUCACUACGCCUUCAUAAAUGAGGAAGACAGUGAGAAGGUGGCGGGGUUCUUGGAGGACGCCAUCAGCCGACACCGGGUCCGAACGCUCACCUCCGGGAGCACAUUGUGAAGAGGAGUUACGACAGCACGCUGGCCCAGAUAGAGGGGCCCAGGAUGUUGACCACAAGGAUUGAGAAAAGUACAGGGCAACAGGCAGGAUCUCACAGCCAGGAACAGAAGGAGUGGAGGGAGCUGACCCAGCUGGGGAUAAAACGGGGACAAACACAGACUUGACAGUCAGUAAAUCAUCCCAGAGACAAGAAGAAAUCGUCAGCACUGAGAGAGGUACCGACAGCACCUCUGGUUGGAGGACCAGAGGCAUCACGGUUGUGUUCUGCAAUCCCACAGAACAGUGGAAGAUUGACAAACUCCCUGCCUGAAAGGCCCAUCAUGCCUUAGGAUGUCUUGACAACUUAGGUUUUCCAUAAUGCCACUAAUCAAAACAAAUACGUUUUACUUACAACUGCAGAUGUUUUAUUGCCUUGUUUGCACUCCAUUGCCCACUUUGGCUUUGUUGAAGCUUUACUUUGAAAUGUAAACAAAGCUAUUUAGCUCCCUCACAAGCCAGAACCUUCAGUUUAUUACUUUUUUUGGGAAGUUAAUAUUUCAUCUAGCAUGCACUGUUAAUACUUGAUUCAGUUGACUUAUUUAUUUCAGUUUAACUGUGAACAGUAGAAUCACUGCACACUGUGCUUUUUUUGCUUAAUUUUUAUUACCUGCAAAACAACACCCUUCACUGCCCUCCUGGGUUAAAGGCUAUUUCUCUGAGUCUAAUGAUGAGCAACGAAAUGAUGCCUCUAUUUUAGACUGUAGUGCUCUAAGGGUUUUCCCCAUGAAAGAGUUCUGAAAGCCAAAGACCUGCAAAGUGCCUGAUAUGGCAAUGAAUAAAAUUUUUUCAGGAAAUAGCUUUGAACCCAGGGGCACCCAUUCCAGCAUAAAUCAUUCAAGGCUGACCUCGACAGUACUAAAAUCAGCUGCAGUGAUUCAGGUGAGCAGCCAUCUCUUAUCAGGAGUCCACCAAGUCAGUCUGUGUGAACGUGAAGAUUAAGUUGACACAUGACAAUGGCAGCUCCAAUAAUAGCAGCUGCUCUUGUUCAGUGGACAUGUGGAUCAGAUGAUAAUCCUCUCUGCUGCAAUCAAAAAAGUAAUUAGAAUGCAUCAUGGGAAGCUUGUGAUUUAAAAACAUUGUCCUAUGUAAAUAGGAUAAAGGGUGUUAGUAAUGUGAUCUUGAGACUUGCUAUUAGAUUUGCUAUAUUGUCAGUAAAUAUUAGUGCAUACUUUGCUGUAUUUCCCAAACCAUCUGAGAAUCUUCUCUAAUUGAAUUUGUUUUGUAAAUGUUUCUUGAGGUGUUUUAAGGGGGAAAAAAAAUCCACUCAGCAUAUAUUUAAAAAAAUUUGGUUUUAAUAUUUGUGACAUGUAUGAAAUGAGAAAUAUUGCCAACCUUUAUUUCAAUGGGUUAUGGAGGAUAAACGGUUAUGGAGUCUUGGCUGUGUAUAGGACUACCAUUGGAGUUUACAGAACUGGGCUGUGACAAAACAAAAAAGUGAAUUGCCUGGUCAGUCUUCAGCAGUGUACUCCUGUUUGUCCCAUUCACUUAGCUCUGCUUUAUUUGUUGCCUGGGUCUGUAAGGUUGUACUCAACACUGCUGUACAGUCAUUGCUCACAGUACUUAUCUACUAUUCUCUGUGUUAAUCCUUCUUAUCAGUGGGACAUUGAAGACAGGAGCCCUAAAUCCUCCCAGACCGUUGUGUACAUAUUUGUUUGUGGCUGUUAAAAGGGUUUUCAUAGGACAAACUUUCAAUGCAAAGUAGUGCCACUAUUGCUCUUGUUUGAUCUAGUAAGGCUGCAUGUCUUAAUAGCCUGGAACCAUUCAAAACUUUGCAUUUUGUUUUUGUCAGUCACAGUACAGUUCCAGAGGGAAUUUGACCGAGAAAAUGAAUGUUUAGACGGGGCAUACAUGACAAAAAAACAAAAAAAGAAGUCCACACGUCAGUCUUAUUUUACAUCAGAUGAUUAUUUUCCCAUGACUGUUGAAAGAAACGUGUCUUGGAAUGUGUUCUCCUUAAACCUUAGUUAAACAUUGUAUCUAUUGCCGUUAACUACAUGACAAUAAAUAUGUAGAAUGUUUGUCUGAAAUUACAGUUGAUUGAUUUAUAACAUUAGAAUUUUCUGAGGUAACUAUUCUUAGACAUAGCCCAGUGUGUAUUGAGGAGGCUUUU